Trifolium pratense (red clover) is the source of this 1503-nucleotide messenger RNA. Its product is annotated as dolichyl-phosphate beta-glucosyltransferase. Lineage: Eukaryota; Viridiplantae; Streptophyta; Magnoliopsida; Fabales; Fabaceae. The record is from RefSeq and is a predicted model, not a curated record. The transcript has 11 exons. Bases 208 to 1200 code for a protein of 330 amino acids. Gene Ontology annotation, cellular component: endoplasmic reticulum membrane.
CAGAGCAAAAAAAAAAAAAAAAAACAAAGAACAAAAAUGUAGCAGCUUCGGCUUGACCAUUUUAUCUGAAACAAGUUAGAGUCAUCGCACUGAUCUCAGCUCACCGGAGUUGAGUUCCUCAUCAGCUACCGGAAACAGUAACAAACUCCGCCGCAAGGGGGAAGAUAUUAGGAAGAGCUAUAGAGUCUCAUAGAGAAGUGAAAAAGAAUGGAUUUAAUAUGUUUAAUUGGGACAAUUGCUGUGAUUUUGGUUUUAGGGUUUGUCUUUGUAAUCUUCAUUGAAGCUUAUAGAAGAAGAAAUAACCAUCAGCACAUUGAAGUUCCGGCAAUUUUUGAGGAUCCUAAUUCAUUGAAACAGGUUCCUUGCCCGCACGUUGUUGAUCCUGCCUCAAAGUAUAUCUCUUUGAUAAUCCCUGCAUUCAAUGAGGAGUAUAGGCUUCCUGGUGCACUUGAGGAAACUAUGAUUUAUCUGCAACAGCGUGCUUCAAAGGAUCCUUCAUUUUCAUACGAGGUUGUAAUUAUUGAUGAUGGAAGCACCGAUGGGACCAAAAGAGUAGCUUUUGAAUUUGUAAGGAAAUACACAGUAGACAAGGUACGGGUCAUCCUUCUUGGAAGAAACCAUGGGAAGGGAGAAGCAAUCAGAAAAGGAAUGUUGCACUCACGUGGUGAACUACUUCUCAUGCUUGACGCUGAUGGAGCAACCAAGAUCACCGACCUAGAAAAACUUGAAAAUCAGAUUCGUGCUGUUGCCAAAAAGGAUGGAGAUUCAAGUGGUAGUGAUCCUAGCUUUAGAAUAUCUGACACCCCUGUUGUUGUAUUUGGGUCACGAGCUCAUCUAGAGGAGAAAGCUUUGGCUACAAGGAAGUGGUACCGCAAUUUUUUGAUGAAGGGGUUCCAUCUUGUAGUUCUAUUGGCUGCUGGUCCUGGAGUUCGUGAUACACAAUGUGGUUUCAAGAUGUUUACUAGAGCUGCAGCUAGGAAACUUUUUUCAAAUGUCCGCUUGAAAAGGUGGUGCUUUGAUGUUGAACUAGUCUUUCUGUGCAAGUGGUUUCGAAUCCCGAUAUCAGAAAUUUCUGUAAAUUGGUCUGAGAUCCCGGGAUCCAAAGUGAAUCUUCUGAGUAUACCAAACAUGGUUUGGGAGCUUCUGCUCAUGUCUGUAGGGUACAGGAUUGGUAUAUGGAGAAUUUCUAAUUCCACCUGAGCUUCAAUGAUCACAAAUUUAGGAAGAAACUCGGCAUUUUCCUAUCCUAAGAGUAACAACUUAAUGCAAUAUUUAUAGUUCAUAGGACCAACCAUAACCUUGGGGGUUCUGUCCAGGAUGAGGUCAUGGAAGCUUUGUUUUUUUUUUUUUACUGUUGUUAUUCUACUAGGUAAAUCUAUUUUUUUUUGAACAAGCUACUAGGUAAAUGUAUUCAACAAUUCAUAGUUACCAUUGAUGAGAAAAACAUCUGAUUACAAGUUUGUAUUUGUUUUCUUACGCGUAGUUAACAUAUUAUACAGAUAA